This is a messenger RNA of Octopus sinensis (East Asian common octopus), 520 nucleotides long. RefSeq names its product NEDD8. The coding region runs from base 96 to 341 and encodes 81 amino acids. Gene Ontology annotation, molecular function: ubiquitin protein ligase binding; protein tag activity. Gene Ontology annotation, biological process: protein neddylation; modification-dependent protein catabolic process; regulation of proteolysis. Gene Ontology annotation, cellular component: nucleus; cytoplasm. The record is from RefSeq and is a predicted model, not a curated record. The transcript is spliced from 5 exons. NCBI's taxonomy places the organism in Eukaryota, Metazoa, Mollusca, Cephalopoda, Octopoda, Octopodidae.
AUAUAUAUAAAAAGAGAGUGGGGGGAAAGAGAAUGCGUAAAAAUAUUCAGUGCGAGACUACAGGAAAUUGUACGGAGUGAUCUCAAACAUUAAAAAUGCUCAUCAAAGUGAAGACCCUCACUGGCAAAGAGAUUGAAAUUGAUAUUGAACCAACAGAUAAGGUUGAAAGAAUAAAAGAACGAGUUGAAGAAAAAGAAGGCAUUCCCCCACCCCAACAACGGCUUAUUUUCAGCGGCAAACAGAUGAAUGAUGAAAAAACUGCAUUUGAUUACAAGGUGACUGGUGGAUCAGUUCUCCAUUUGGUAUUGGCAUUAAGAGGUGGUCGCCAUACAUUAAUUUGAUUAACAAAAUGCAUUCUUAUUAAUGGACUGAUAAUAUUUGAAAUUAUGGACAAUUCCUGUCCAUGGUUUCAUCAUGUUUUCUUUUUCUCCCUCCCAAUGUCUUUUUUUUUUUUUGUAUAAAACUUGAAAAAAAAAAACAAAUCAGAAAAAUUUAAGGUAUUUUGCUUUAUGACUUCUUA